AAGAGAGAGAUUAAUUAUUAUGGCAUACAAAAAGAAUAAUAGUUAUAACUAUAAGAUGAUGUUACAAAAGAAGCAAGAACCCACCAAUUUACUAAAUUUCAUAUUCAUGUCAACCGUUAACAAAGCCUCUAAGAUGCUUUUAUCUGUGGUUUCCAACAAUUAUGCCUUAGAUUUUUCUUCACCUUCUUUUACUAAUAAUAGUAAUAAUAAUAAUAAGUGGAAGGUUAAGGAUCAUUUGAGGUUUAUGUCUUUGCUUUUCACUUGGUUCACUAUGUGGGCCCUUCGUCUUGUCUCUGAUGUUAUACCUACUUCUUCCUCACUAUCAUCAUCUCUUAAUCAUCUUAAAAUUACAAGUAGUAGUAAUGUUAUGGUUGUUGAUCAUGGAGAUGGCAAUAAUGGUGAUGGAUCGUUGUUGAAUUCGACAUCGGUGUCGUAUUCUCCUGUUCAGAAUCUAGACUUGAUUUCUCAUGAUGGCUUCUUAAUGGAGGGUGGCGAUCAUCAUCUUCAAGCUGGAUUGUCUGUUGAAGCCCUUGGUAGAGCACUCUCCCAUGGGAAGCGAUGGCCAACGAGGGGUCGGGGAAGGUUUUCGAGGGAUGAGCGAGGUGAUCCAUGGACCUUAUGUACGAUACGUAAACUUCCCUUAGGAACGUACAUCUCAGCCUACAUGAAGGGUGGCAUAAGUGUUGUUUUUCCACAUUUGCAGUCCAUGUGGCAGCUCCAAAAGACGAGGCGGUGCAUGAUGAACGACGAUGGUGAAUUUGUUGGGAGUGAUCAAAGUGUAGAGGUCGUGGGAGCAGAGAAGCUAGCACAAGAGUUGUUGUGGAUUAUUCACAAACUUAGGGCAUGUUUCGCGGUUGAUGAGGCCUUAGUACAAUGGAGCCUUGCUUCCAACUUGGCUUCCCUUUCUCUCAAUGCCAAUCCUAGGGUCCAAGCUCUUCUCAUUAAAAUUUCGGCUUCAUUAUUGGGAGACAUAGCUCGAGCAGAAUUCAAGGUUCAUACACAAGUCCAAUACAGAUUGUUAGUGCUCUGGCUUCCGUUAUUUUGCUACGCUUGCAGCGGCCUAAGGUACCCGGUGUUGUCAAGUUCUGAGAAAAUCGAUGUCGAGAGAACAAUGGAGCGAAUGAUAGCAAGCCUCUCAGCCACGGAACAAGAGGUCGUGCUAAGAAAUUGGUUGCAAGACUUUGCUAUAUGCUCCUCGGAUUGGCCUAAUCUUCGACCAUCAUAUGAUCGCUGGUGCCAAUCUUCGCGUCAACUUGUUGCCUGAAAAAAUAAGUCCUGAUCAAUCUAUAAUUUGGCAAAAUUUAUUGGUUUGUUUGUCUGAAUUACUAGGUAGAUGUUAGAUUGCAUUUCGUACUAUAUGUAUUAUAUUGCUGGUUUCAUGUAUUAAUGUAUUACUAUGCGGUAUAGUUAGGGACAAAAUCGACUCCUUUCUUAGAUCAGGGUGUAAAACUUGAAAAUCCUCGUAUUCUCAUGCUUGCAUUUUCAUGAUGAAUAAAUGAAUAAUCAAGUAUGUUUGGUGUGUUUUUUUUA
Chenopodium quinoa (quinoa) is the source of this 1530-nucleotide messenger RNA. RefSeq lists its product as uncharacterized. The record is from RefSeq and is a predicted model, not a curated record. Bases 20 to 1264 code for a protein of 414 amino acids. The transcript has 4 exons. Lineage: Eukaryota; Viridiplantae; Streptophyta; Magnoliopsida; Caryophyllales; Amaranthaceae.